Messenger RNA from Physella acuta, 661 nucleotides. RefSeq lists its product as uncharacterized. NCBI's taxonomy places the organism in Eukaryota, Metazoa, Mollusca, Gastropoda, Physidae. The record is from RefSeq and is a predicted model, not a curated record.
CUUAAACAUGCUCACUUUGUUUCUAAUACUUUUGUUCGCAGCUCAUAUAGACGCAACCAAUUAUCUGCUAGCGAAACAAUACGUGCAAUUUAAAUUUGAUUCAAGUUACUUUAAAUGCACUGAAAGUACACAGAUAAUUUGGAAACUACAAGAUUUUGAGAUUUCUUGUGAAAAGUAUAACGAAAAUUGCACUUUUAUAUCUUCUGAAAAAAAUGUGUCUGCAAGAUUUAUAUAUGAACAAAACCAAGGUCAGUGCAAAUCAACCUUCUAUAUACAUAACGUCACAAGCGAUAAAUUUGAGGGAUUAUUGUCUUUAACUACUUUCGAACAACAAACACAUGACAAGAAAGAAAUGAUAGUGGAUUGCCUUGUACAUUUUUACGAAAUGCUUGACUUAGACUGCAUAACAGAAUUCAACAAAUCAGGCUUGUAUAUCAAGUGCUCAACAACAAAAUACUAUAACAUUUUUGAAAGAACGAUGCGAGUCAAAUAUGUUACAGAGGAGACCGAGAUCAACAGACACAAUCCCUGUCUUAACAAGAUUGCAUUUAUUGAUAACUUGAAUAGAAGCAAACCAGAAUGUUUUCAGUUUAUUGAAUCCAGAAAACUAGGUGUUGGUGUUCAUGACUUUGCCUCAACAAUCACACAGAACUAUCUGUAA